AUGCGCAUCGCGACGCUGCAGUUCGCCCCGAAGCUGGGUGAUGUUGAUGGCAAUAUUCAACGUGCCAAUGAAAUCCUGAAGCGUGGAAAGGUUCUUUCGUUGGAUCCUGGCCCGAUUUUGAAUUCCAAACCCGACCUCUUGGCUGCCAUUGAAAUUGAGAGAUUAAGACCUGAUAUUUUGGUCUUGCCCGAGCUCGCGUUCACAGGAUACAACUUCCCCUCACUGGAAGCCAUAAAACCAUAUCUUGAGCCCGCAUGCACAGGCCGCAGUGCCACCUGGGCGCGCGAAACGGCUAAGCGCUUACACUGCAAAGUAUGCGUCGGGUACCCGGAGAUUGAAAUUGAGAAUGAUAAGCCGGCUAAAUAUUAUAACUCACUUCUUGUGGUCGACGAGCACGGCGAAGUCAUCCACAACUACCGCAAGUGCUUCCUGUAUUACACAGACGAGACGUGGGCCGCAGAAGGUAAUGUGGAGCGGGGGUUCCACGAGCUUGAGUUUCACUCGCGGGAUGAUGUACAGCGAGUACCCGGAGAUCUCGUGGGCGAUAUUCACCGAGGUGCAGAUGCAAGUGGCGAUAAAGACGGUAAUGGGGGAGUAGGAUCAGGAUCAGAAUCCGGUUACGGUCCCGCAUCAUUCAGCAACAAAGUGGCAACGUCAUUUGGCAUCUGUAUGGAUAUCAACCCCUACAAAUUCGAAGCACCCUACACAGCCUAUGAAUUUGCCUCGCGGGUCCUGGACUCCAAGUCCCAGCUUGUGAUUGUGUCCAUGGCGUGGCUUGGUUUGGACAGCCGCGAAGCCCUAGCUGCAUUAAACGGGGAGCCCGAUAUGGAUACAUUUAGCUACUGGCUCCAGCGGUUUAUGCCACUACUGGAGAAAGAGAUGCGGCAUGCACGAAAUGUAGAUGGGGAUGAUGCGGCCCCCAAGCAGGUUGUGAUCGUCUUCGCCAAUCGAGCCGGGGAAGAGCCGGCGGCAGAUGAUACCAAGCCACCGGCGCUGUAUGCGGGGACCAGUACCGUUGUUGCGGUGACGCAACGGGCCGGGUCGGGGUCACGGGAGGGAGCACAGGCGGAGAAAUCGAUGGAGGUGAAGAUCCUCUGUUGGGAUCUACUUGGGGCAGCGGAGGAAGGCAUUUGUUUUGCGGAUACCACGGCAGAUCCGAAAAUGAUGUUUGGGCUUCGCCGUGCGGAGUGA
This is a messenger RNA of Penicillium odoratum, 1191 nucleotides long. RefSeq names its product putative protein N-terminal asparagine amidohydrolase. Gene Ontology annotation, biological process: protein catabolic process. The transcript has 2 exons. Gene Ontology annotation, molecular function: protein-N-terminal glutamine amidohydrolase activity; protein-N-terminal asparagine amidohydrolase activity. NCBI's taxonomy places the organism in Eukaryota, Fungi, Ascomycota, Eurotiomycetes, Eurotiales, Aspergillaceae. Bases 1 to 1191 code for a protein of 396 amino acids. The record is from RefSeq and is a predicted model, not a curated record.